Gastrolobium bilobum is the source of this 966-nucleotide messenger RNA. RefSeq names its product pathogen-associated molecular patterns-induced protein A70-like. The record is from RefSeq and is a predicted model, not a curated record. The transcript has a single exon. Lineage: Eukaryota; Viridiplantae; Streptophyta; Magnoliopsida; Fabales; Fabaceae. Bases 18 to 770 code for a protein of 250 amino acids.
CCAAAACAAGCGAGACAAUGGCUGACCCAACAGCUAUUAUAGCUAGCUGGUUCACACCCUCUUCCCUUUUUAUUAUCGUAAACCUCGUCAUCGGAACCAUAGCAAUCACUUCUCGCUUUGGUGCACCCAAAAGGGAAAUCCACGACCACGAACCCCAACUCGUUCGCUCACCCUCCCUGUUAGAACGAGUCAGGUCCUUUAGUCUCGGUCACUAUAACCAUCACGAACCAACAUUUGCUGCAGAACCCGAGUUCACUCAGCCCCAACAACUCGUUCGAACACCCUCCCUGUUAGAGCGAGUCAGGUCCUUCAAUUUCUCCUUCAACAAAUACGAACCAACACACGCAGAAACAGAGUAUGCCCCAACCCACCAACCCGAAUCCGAAAACCCGUGCCCGAACCCGGACAACCCGCAACUGGUUCGAACUCCCUCUCUCUUGCAGCGGCUUCGGUCCAUGAGCUUCUCGCGUCGAGAGCAAGAACCCGAAAGUGAGGGUCCGGAUCCAAAACCGGGUCGUGAUUCGGGUAAUGCGGAGAUGAGGAAAUCGGCGAGCGAGAGGGCGGGGUCAAUGAAGUGUGAGCGGGAGGAGGAUGAAGAAGCGGUGGAGCGGCGGAGGCCGGCGACGGCGAGAGGUGAGACGACGUCGUUAAGAGAAGACGAAGAGGUAGACGCGAAAGCUGAUGAUUUUAUAAACAGGUUUAAGAAGCAACUGAGGUUACAGAGGGUUGAUUCUCUUCUCCGUUACAGAGAUAUGCUCAGAGGAAAUUGAGAAGAGAAGAAGUCAUCACUGUUCAUGGAAGGUGAAUAAGGAAAAGCACAGAACAGAUCGUCAGUGCGUGUGUGUAUGUGUGUCUCUUCGUAGUUAGGUGAUGUUAUUAUUGUACCAAACCAGAAAAAAAACUGGUUAAGUUUGUUGUAUUAGUGCUUGAAAAAUAACAAUAGAUGCAUGGAUUAAUUGGUUUUGU